CCCAGCCUAGCCUUCAGCCCUCUGCCUCCUUCCAGUGCCUGGCCAGCUCCUCUCUCUCAUUCUCUCCCCCUCUCCUUUGACUGACAGCCUGCUGUAGGAAAGAAGCAAUAAAGUCAUGAUGAAGCCCUACCGAAGCAGCUCCUCCGUCCGCAGCUUCAGCAGCCGCUCCUACACUCCAGGCCCCGUCAGCAGCUCCCGUAUCAGCACCUCCUACGCCGCCUCCAGCUACGGGGGCAGCAGGCACGGAGCAGGUCUCGGGAGCAGCUUCCGAGGGUCAUCCGGCGGCGGCAUGGCUGGCAUCACGGCCGUCACGGUGAACAAGAGCCUGCUGGCUCCGCUCAACUUGGAGAUCGACCCCAACAUCCAACAAGUGAGGACCAAGGAGAAGGAGGAGAUCAAGAGCCUCAACAACAAAUUUGCCAGCUUGAUUGACAAGGUUCGCUUCCUGGAGCAGCAGAAUAAGAUGCUGGAUACCAAAUGGAGCCUCCUGCAGAACCAGAAGACCACCCGGAGCAACAUGGACAGCAUGUUCGAGGCCUACAUCAACAACCUGCGUCGGCAGCUGGACGGCUUGGGCCAGGAGAGAGUGAGGCUGGAUGCGGAGCUGGCUAACAUGCAAGGCCUUGUGGAAGAAUUCAAGACGAAGUAUGAAGAUGAAAUCAACCAUCGUACUGAGAAGGAGAAUGAGUUUGUCCUUCUUAAAAAGGAUGUGGAUGAGUCCUAUAUGAACAAGAUUGAGCUGGAAUCCCGCCUGGAAUGCCUCACUGAUGAGAUCAACUUCCUGAGGUCACUGUACGAUGAGGAGCUGCGAGUUCUGCAGUCUCAGAUCAAUGACACCUCUGUUGUCCUGUCCAUGGACAACAACCGUAGCCUGGAUUUGGAUGGCAUCAUUGCUGAGGUCAAAGCGCAGUACGAAGAAAUUGCAGCCAAGAGCCGUGCCGAGGCAGAGAACAUGUACCAGAUCAAGUAUGAAGAGCUCCAGACAGUGGCAGGCAAACAUGGAGAUGACCUCCGCAACACCAAGAAUGAAAUCAACGAGCUCAACCGGUUGGUCACACGGAUACAGUCGGAAAUCGAUGGUCUGAAAGGCCAGCAUGCUAACUUGGAAGCCGCCAUCGCGGAGGCCGAAGAACGCGGGGAAAUGGCCGUCAAGGAUGCCAGCAACAAGCUGUCUGAACUGGAGAGUGCCCUGCAGAGAGCCAAGCAAGACAUGGCUCGUCAGCUGCGGGACUACCAGGAGCUGAUGAAUGUCAAGUUGGCCCUGGAUAUUGAGAUCGCCACCUACAGGAAGCUGCUGGAAGGAGAGGAGAACAGGCUGGAGUCCGGGAUGCAGAACAUGAGCAUUCAGACCAAAACAACUGGCUAUUCGGGUGGCCUGAGCAGUGGGUACAGCAGUUAUGGGGGUGGCUACAGCUCUUCGUACUCCAGUGGUGGCGGCUACUCUUCCCCGCUGGAGAGUUCGGCAGUCACAAAGUCCAAGGCCAUCGUGAUCAAGAAGAUCGAGACCCGGGAUGGGAAGCUGGUAUCCGAAUCCUCCGAUGUGAUGUCCAACUGAGCCCCAGGCCCCUCCCGGAUCCCGUUUAGAGUGCAUUAUCCCAGCGAGCCUUUUCCUUCAUCUAGUUGGGCUGAUGGCGUGAGAAAUGGGGCGGGGACAGUGGAGAAAUCGCUUCCUUCUCUCAUCUCUCUUUCUCUAGGGCAGGGGUGAGGAACCUACGGCCCUCCAGCUGCGGUUGGACUACAACUCCCAUCAUCCCUGACCAUCGGCCCUGCUAGCUGGGGUCUAUGGGAGUUGGAGCCCGACAGCCCAGUUUCCCUGCUCUAGGACAUCUGAGAUCACAAAAUACUGCAGUGUAUUCCGGCCCGUCAAUUCCAUUUCUUCCCCCUGCCCAUCACUCACCUUUCCAUGGCCAUGGAGCAUGUUCAUUGCGCUGAUAUUGUGUCCCCACCAAAAUAUAUUUUGUACUUCUGCCCAUCGUGAGGUUCUCCCAAGCCUGCCGAUACCUCCCAAUGUUAGUUGUUAGAAGGCAACGCUUUUCGUAGGACAGAGAGAAGUAGCAGAUGAAGCUUCUGGCAGAGGAGUAGCUGCAGGGGCCAGAAGGAGGGUUGACAAUCCUACACAACGAUUUCCUUGCAACGAUCAUGAGGGUAGGUAGAGUCUUUUAAGGCAAGGGUGGGUAGAAAAUAGAUCUCAGGGCCUUCCAACUCCCAUAAGCCCCUAGCAGCAUGGCCAGUGGUCAGGAAUGCUGGGAGUUGUAGUCCAAAAUACCUGGCGAUCUAUUUUCCGCCCUUCCCUCCAGGCGAAAUUGGCAGUCAUUCUGUAGGUCAAAAGGAUAACUCGGGGUACGGUUAACUUCUGCCCACAGGCAAUGAAACUUGUUCAGAUUAGGGGAAUUCCUGCAUCAGUGGAAAGCCCCCAAAGACAAGCUAAUCCUUUCUGAUUCCCAGGAAUAUAUUUCCGUGCAAACUCCUUCACCCUUGGAUGGAUAAAUAUGAACUGAUGGAUGUGAGUUGUUUUGCCAUUGCUGAUCUCUUCGGGAAAUUCCCGAUCUUCCUCUGCAGAGACCCAAGGAGCUUUUGGCAGGGGACUGGAUUCCUCUCCCCCUGGAUUUAUAGGUCCUGCCAAAGGCUCUCUUGCUCGCCCCCCACCCUCGCACCCCCACCUCCUAGAGGUCAGAAAGUUUUCUUCCUUGUGCGAUCAAUCCAAAAUACAUUGUGCAGCUAUUGUAAGCUUUCCCUCCUUAAUGGAUUUUGGGGGCAAAGAACAAAGAUGGAAGAAGGGUUGGGAAAACAUGGGAGGGUUACAAAUGCAAGACGUUGUCUGCCUCCCUCCCACCCCCAGUAAAAUGCUGUGAAUAAACAGUAGCACAGUUAGGUAAUCUUAGACCCGGACUUAAUGGUCAUUAGGGAUGGGUAUUGGUGCUCUUUAUGGUAAUGUGUAUUACUUUGCCUACUUAAAUAUGGUAAGCUGAUCCUGCUGACUUCCCCUCCACUUAAUUUGCCGCGUGGGGCCCUGGACAUCUGCCCCAAUGUCCUAUCCUGUCUGCACCACUGUGAAUGAGGCAGGGCCAUUGCCGUGGUCCUCCGUUCCCACCACUUGUUUAGUUCUAGUAGGGCUGAAUCUGCCUUCUGGUGGGCUAGUCAAUACCUGGCUACUCCCCAGCUGUUACCAAUGGAUACUGGUGGCUCCUAUUUCGGUGGGGCUGUGAAUCCACUCUGGGUUUUAGUCAGAACCACCCCGAACUCUAAAGGAGCUAUCCAAGGUGCUAAAACUACUUUGGGGCUAAGGUUCAGCACCUUGGACAACUGAUUUAGAGACCUGGCUGGUUCUGACUGAAACCCAGAAUGGAUUCACAGCCCCACCAGAAUUGGAGCCACCAGCCUCUAUGGGAUGCUGUCACCACUCCAGCUAAGUUGCACGAUCUCAGGUAACCAGGGAGGCGUCUCCUCCUGCAAAGGUCGCUGGGCUCUGGUGCUGCCCUUUAAGCCCUGUUGUCGUUGCUGCAACGUGCCAAGCUGUGCUUGCAGAACUGCUCUGCCAAGGAGGCUGUGAGUAGGGUGACCAUAUGAAAAGGAGGACAGGGCUCCUGUAUCUUUAACAGUUGUAUUGAAAAGGGAAUUUCAGCAGGUGUCAUUUGUAUAUAUGGGGAACCUGGUGAAAUUCCCUCUUUAUCACAACAGUGAAAGCUGCAGGAGCUAUACUGCACCUAUAUUGUGACCAGCUUUAAAAGAGGGCAGGGCACCUGCAGCUUUAACUGUUGUGAUGAAGAGGGAAUUUCACCAUAUACGAAUGACACCUGCUGAAAUUCCCUUUUCUAUGCAACUGUUAAAGAUACAGGAGCCCUGUCCUCCUUUUCAUAUGGUCACCCUAGCUGUGAGGCCUUCUCUCCACCUGAGGCCUUCUCUACAAAGGCCUCAGAAGGAAGGCCCACUGACAUUAGUGGGACUUGCGCCGAAACUUGAGCCAUGUCCUGGGACUGCAUCACUUCUUUCCGUCCUCCGAACAAACAUUUGGAGAGAAAUGACGGGACUUGGGACAAACGAACAGCAUCGUUCAUGGUUUAGUCUACUAUUAAUUCAGGUCGGUAAGGAGCAAUUUGCUUAAGCCACUGUGGUAGUUCUCCAGGUAGCCGUGCCUCUUUCCCUAGCCCCUCCUCCCAAAUAGAUUCCCCAGAUUUUGCAGGGUUCCCCCACCCCUAUUCUAAAAGGUUCAAAUGCUUCUCUUGCAGCUUAGUUACUGGCAGUAAGACCUAUCAGCUAGAGUAGGCUGAUAUUUUUUGGUAUUUUGGCCCCGCCCCCUCACCCUUCAGCCCCGCCCACCACUGGACUGCAGUCCCCAAGAACUUCACUCCCCCCACCCCACGGGCUGAAACAGCUUCAGCACCCUGAUGCUACAAGCAGUAAGACUAGCCCCAGAUGAGGAAGCCUGACAGAAGUCGUUAUUUCUUUAGGCCACCAUAAAUAGAAAUGGGCCAGUAGCAACGGCUCUGAGGAUGAUAAGCUUUGUGUGUUUACUGAGAAGGCUGCCCCAAUGUGCCAUUUCUCUCCCCCUCCUCCGUCCGCAAUCUCAGUAUGGAAUAUAGGUCAAGGCUUCAAUCCUAACCAAGGCUGUGAACAAUGCUUUUUUUUCUAUUGAAGGGGCAUAGAAAUGGAGCCUCCCUGUUGCUCAUCAAGUUAGACAGGGGCUUCAGGCAAAACAAUCUGUGAAUUUUUCCUUCCUUUAAAAAAACCCCUCUGUACCUCGUUUCCAUUUUAUUUGAGAUUAAAAGCUAUGCUGCCAACUUUCCAUGGGAGAAUAUAGCUCAACUUUGCCUUGUCAUUCCUGCCCCACCGCCAUGGGACAAAGUGAGUGCAAACAUUGCGCUGGGGUGUUUGAAAAACCAUAUUUUGUCAGGUUAAAAACAAGCAUUCAGCUGUUUAAUUGUACGCAUAUUUCCACAGAAGUAAAGCCCAUUAAGUUCUGCAAGUCUUUUUUCCAAAUAAGGAUGCAGGUUAUUGUAAUUUUACAGCAAAAUUCUCUGCAUCUUACUUGGUAAUUAAAUCCUAUUGGCCAAUAGGGUUGAAUCCCAUGGCAAUGUACAUAGGAUUACAGUCGGUUUAUUCUUAAUGCAGAUUAAGCACCAUUGACUCCAGUGGGAUUUUUGUAGGAGUAAAUGGGUGCCUGAGAAUGCACCAUGUCUCUUUCAACUCCUGGGCUUAUUAUAAGAAAAG
Molecule: messenger RNA, 5208 nt
Organism: Elgaria multicarinata webbii
Lineage: Eukaryota; Metazoa; Chordata; Lepidosauria; Squamata; Anguidae
Product: keratin, type II cytoskeletal 8-like
Exons: 9
Coding region: 116-1555 (479 amino acids)
Biological process (GO): intermediate filament organization; keratinization
Cellular component (GO): keratin filament
Molecular function (GO): structural constituent of skin epidermis
Source: RefSeq, a predicted model, not a curated record